AGAUAUUCACAUUUAUUAGCUGCUUAUUGUACUACAACAAAGAAAAGUCCCAUGGGUGGCGUUUUCUCCGCUCCCGAAAGGGAGCCGGAAAUCGGAUGCAUUCUCUUCGAUGAGCAGACCGGAGGUGCCAGCUAUGUCGUUACUCUAAAAAAGGAUGGCACUAGUACUAGUAGUACACCUAGGAGCAACAACAACAUUUUUCAACUUCCGCCAGAAAAGGCUGCUUCAACCGUACUAUCCCUUCAACAUCAUCCCUCCACUUCUCUUCUACCUUCUCGACGUACGCGCGUGAUCUUCCUCUCCAGGACACAUGGGAAGCACAGAACCCUGGAUUUGCCUCCAGCGGAUCUCCUGGUUCACUGUGGAGGAUUUGCGCGUUCGACCUGGGACUUGCUGGAUUUUGAUCGAUGGUAUCAUGAUUCCAUAAACUAUGAAUGUGUUUCUCGGUUUAUGAUUCAAUAGACUAUUAUGAAACGAAAAUCUGUUAUCAUUAUCAAGUUUCUGAAGAAGAAAAGCAUGAUAAUGAUAACGGAUUUUCUUUUCAUAACUAUGUGUUUCUCGUUUUGCUCCUGAUUUUGAUCGUGAAGAAACUACUUAUAACAGGUAGUUCUGAUCUCGGCUUAGCCCUUCAAAAAAUAGACUUAAAUUCUGAUCUCGGCUUUACCUUACGCCAUGGAGGUUCAGCUGGGAUAUUAUAAUGUCUUCAUCUACUCUCUGUCUCUUCAUCCAUUCGAGUUGUUCCCUACACCAGGUUAUCCUCCCUAACGCACAUCCGCGAACGUCUGGUCAUUGUGGACCCUUCCGUGGACCUCGCGCCAGCCCAUUUGGCGAAGAAACGGCAACUUUUUCUAGCUGGAGGACGAGCAGUGACCAAAGAUGGCGUGUGUCGUAGCACUGGUUUGAGCUUUAUGGUCGUGACCUCUGAGGAGCGAGCUGAGAAAGUGUAUGCGGAAGAGGUCGAGAACAGACAAAGAGAAAUCAAUUCCAGAGAAGGACAUGGACAACUACGACACUAUGGAGGGGAUAAUGAUGGUCUCAUCAACGCUGCUGGGACGAGACAUACACAACAACAUGUUCGAGAAACAGCAUCAGAUUUGGUCUCGUCCUCGUUCGCGCGUCCAGAUGUCCUUAUUACUCCCUUUGACGGCCCGAUGCAAAUACUUGGCGGAACUAGUAAAUCCCUGUUUUCUCUCAGCUGUGAAGUAAUGCAACCUAGAGUGCACGUCUUUUCUCAGCUCUGCAAUGGCCCAAACAGCUGUGUAGGUCAAGCGCUUGUUUUGCUUGGUAGCUCAGUAGCGACUGCUUCAUCUAGAAGAAGUGGCUCUUCUUUUUCGUCUAGAGGUCCUCCGACUACAUCUACAACUGAAGUGGUUCUCGGUGCCAAAACUCCAACUAAUAAGCGGAGCGGCCUGAUGAAUCUAUCCGAAUACGGAGCACUUCAAGGUGCUGGACCAUCUUCAUAUAACCCUGCACGACCUCCAAGAACAAGCACAUCAUCAAACACGAGGACUGCCUCCACAGUGAUAUCUGCCUUGGAUCCAAGUAGUGGCUUAAUCCUCGCACGAAAACCAGCACAGUGCACAACGAGCAUGAUGUUGCAACAAGACAACGACACGCAAUCACACGGAUCCCACUACUCUCAAGACGAAGCUGAGUCGGAGGAACAUGGAGAUAGUCCAUCUUCCGUAGACAGUCCCUCUUCCGUGGGAACAAGAGUUAAGGGUAGGUUAAAGGUGCUUCUGUUACCGUUUGUUAUGGCUCUCCUAAGGGGGACAGCUAUAACAAGCGGGAUAAACGAACGCCAAAAACCUACCUCUAAGAGAGGCGACAGUGCGUGUUCACAAUUCUUUUGUCAAUGGGGACAAGCAAGGCUGGCACAAGUAGUUUUGAGUAAGGAGCUUUCGGCUUUGGGAUUGGGCGAAGAAACGAAGCCUAUCUUAUUUGACGGAGGAAAUAUUAGAGCGAAGACUCCUUGUUCUACUUCUAGGCAGUCGAAUCCUGCUGCAGCAUUUUUCUCCUCCUUAGGCGGAGGUCGUGGGGGUACAACUAGUGCUAGUGGAGGAACUGGAGGAGCGACUGCCUCUACCAAGAAAAACAAAUACGAAGACAUCAUCAGAAGUCGUGCAGAGAAGUCAUCUUCAGGGACAACGAACAUCCUAACCGGCAAACUAGCAGCUUUACAAGCAAAUUUCAAAGAAGACCUCUCGACUGUGCAAGACGAUUUGCGGGAUAUGAAAAAUGCGUUAUUUGGAACAGCAAUCGAUACAACUUCUUCUCUGUCGGCACAGAUUACGUCAAAGAUGGAGGCGACGUUGGAUAAAGUGGCGAUGGCACGGGUGAAUGCUGAGCAGGACGAUGAUCAGAAAAGCAAAACUGAAUGCAAACAACGAAGCAGUGCUGCUCCUACUUUCCCGGUUGAUCCGCGCGUGGUAAAUCAAACCGGCGCUGGCGCUCAUCUCGCGGGAGGAGGAGGGGGAGGAGGACACGAAGACAGCAGCAUCAAUCAUGAAAACCAAAGCGGUACUAGCAUGAGUCGUAGUCAGUCCCAGGAGUCACAAGAAGUUCUUCGAGUUCCCUCAAGUACACUACUAGAAGAAUGUGGCCUCUCAGAUGUCGAAGAACAAGAGGACGACUGCGUUGAAGUAGAAAAGGUAAAGAAGGAAAACAAAGAAGAUCUUGUUAUGGAGAACGUCGCGGUCGUUGUCGAGCAACCUCAUCUGACUACUUCCUCUAUUGUACAGUCCAUAGUCAAAGAGAUGCUAGAGGUAGCAGCAAAGCUUGCAUGUACUGAGGAGAAAAGAGCAAAACAGACUGCGGAGGCGAAGAUCGAGACUGAUGAUACCAUUUCGACCCCUGUUGCCGCUAUUCCCACACCUCAGACAGUAUCUCAAAGAAGAAUAAAGCAAAAGAAGAACAAGAAGCUGAAGCAAAUACAUACAACAACUUCUGAUGGAGUAGGAGAUGUUGAACUCUUGUUAAGCAUUCCCCGUCCACACCUAGUGCGUGAACGCGUGCGCUAUUUUGAAGACCAGGCUGCGAAGGCGUCGCCAACGUCAGGAGGAAACGCAGAUGCGAAACUCGAAGCAACGGAGACGACGUCGGGCAGCCCGCAAGUAGAAGAGCAGGACCAGGACGAGUUACUCCCAGAAGAGAAAGAAGAUGUUGUAGACGAUCAGGAUGAAGGCGAUGUUCAGGAAGUUCGGAGAGAGAAUGACAAGAACAAGCUAGACCAUGAAGAAACGGAAGAGAGCGCGUCGACAGCUCCAGCGACGUCACCGGAGUCGGAAGGACACGAUCGCGAGUAUUCACGCGAUGAUUCUGAAGCUGCACCACUAGAUGAAGGCAGACAACCUCUACUACAUCGCGAUGAAAAUGCAAGCCCUCAGGAGCUUGUCCUUGCAUCGCCACCGGUUGGUUCAGAAACAUCCUUGAUGACUAGCGAUACUGGUCUAGAGAAGCUAGGACUCCAAGCUACGCCUAUGAAGAUAGUUGAGGAUCAUAAGCCGUCAUCUUUAGGAUCUGCCUCACCUUAUCACGACGAAGACGAGCAAAGCGUGAUUGGCAAGCAUCCUCGCAUUUCAUCACCGACUUUAUCUUCAGCAGCCCCUACCGCUUUCACAUCUACUUCGCCAACAAAUUCUAUUAUACCUCCGCAAGCGGUUGUACACCGAGAAGAUGAACAAAAAUCAUUCCAUCUUCGUGACCACCAGUUCACCUCGUCCAGAGCAAGAACACCAAGGAGCAACACAUCAUCCUCACGAAUCAAGCAUGAAUCCUCGAUCAAAAAUGCAGUGCGUUACAUGGGUAUGGAGGGGACGGAGACGGAGGCUCAUGUAGAGGACAGCCUCCGGCGUUUGUUGAGCGAAGAUUCAGAUCUUUAUUUGCCUGCGUUUGAGGACGACGAAUCAACUAUAGUAGCAGAUACGGGUGUGGAAGAUGGGGAUGGCAGCAGCACUGCUGAUGGUGGUCAUAUGAAGCAGCGGGAACAAAUGCACCACGGCUUGUCAGGUGGAGGUGGGAGUAAUCCUUCUUCUACAACUACUGCUAACUACAAAGUAGUAUGCCGUAGUCGUGCGACGACACCGUCAUGGAGUGACGCUCAGAAUCAGCCAGGAAGAGCUCAGCCUUUCGUAGAAUUGUCAAGUACUGAAUUCAAGCGAGUGCCUACGUUGUUUGUACAGCAGCAAGCGCUGUUUACCGUUGUUGAUUUCAUUCAUGAAUGAAAGAGAAAGAAUAGUACUAGGCUCUAGUUGGGUAUUACAACUAACGUGUUGGUGUUGCAAUCAAUUAGACAAGAAAAGAGUUAAAUAGUGCAACUUUCACAGAGAUUUGUUACAGAUUUGCGUAUAUCGGUGUAUAGUGUGAUUAAAAACCUUUACAGCAGGUGCAAUUUACAACCUCUAUCAAUUUUGGAAUCUACAACUAGUUCUAGGUACAUUAUGAAAUGUCCUCGUGUACUAGAGAAAGAGAAACUCCUAUCAUGAAAUAAGAAUAACAACUUUCAAGAAAAUUUUGCCAUGAUGUUACUGAAAAAUACCUGACAAGGACAUCAAGCUCCGGAACGACAUGCAAAGCGAUGCAGGGCAAGACUGCUAGUCGUUGUAGAUAUGUGAAAAAUCAAAGGCACACAACAAGAAUUUCGUUACAGAUAGUUGAUGCUUUUCCACGACCUCAACAUCUGAUGAACGCUGUUAAACGACGCCGGGCGUCGUCUUGAAGAU
Amoebophrya sp. A25 is the source of this 4721-nucleotide messenger RNA. NCBI's taxonomy places the organism in Eukaryota, Dinophyceae, Syndiniales, Amoebophryaceae. The record is from the annotation of a GenBank genome assembly.